Messenger RNA from Colossoma macropomum (tambaqui), 6630 nucleotides. RefSeq names its product serine/threonine-protein kinase D3-like. The coding region runs from base 752 to 3430 and encodes 892 amino acids. The record is from RefSeq and is a predicted model, not a curated record. Gene Ontology annotation, molecular function: protein serine/threonine kinase activity; ATP binding. The transcript is spliced from 19 exons. Lineage: Eukaryota; Metazoa; Chordata; Actinopteri; Characiformes; Serrasalmidae. Gene Ontology annotation, biological process: protein phosphorylation.
GAACUCACACUCCCAGAAGCGUUUGGUCCUGUGUCGUUUACCAUAACAUCCACAUUGGUAGCUGCUGAAAGAGGAGUGAGAGAGAGAGAGAGAGAGAGGGAGAGAGAGAGAGAGAGAGAGAUAAUGGGACACGCAUGAACGAAAGUUUGAGCUGCGAGAAGUUUGUGUCCGUGUGUUUCCGAGCGCGCGGUGUCGAAAAGAAAACUUCAAGUAAGACAGUGGUGGAGAGUGUCGGACACUAUUAGUGACUUUAUGUGCCACUGGACGAAGUUAGACAGAUAAAAAGUGGACUGUGGGGGAAUUUAACAUCUGCAUGAAACCCUCCCUGUGAAGAAGUGGAUGUUCUCGAUGUUCUUUGGCGAGAAGUUGGUCUGAGAUUGAAGUCCCUUGAUUGGGUCUGAGGUUGGAUAUUGGUUAACACUUUCUGCUGAAACAUUCACCACAGGAGGAUUCAAGAUCCAUAAACAUGUUAUAAAGGUCUCUGUCCGUCAGGCUGGGAGCUGUGCUGGUGCUAACCUGAAUUUCAUCCAACCAGAAAGUGGAAAAACGGACGUCAGAGGGGCAAACAAGUGAAAAUAAGGUGGAACAUUCACACAAGCAUGUUAAGAGCACCAUAACUGUAGCCAGGCUGGUCUAAAGUCAUGGUGUAGUUCCUCUGGAGGCUGGACAUGCUCCUCUUUUCAUGACUUUUCAACUGCUGGUCUAGUGCGUACAAGUGGAACACGUUAAAAAAGACAUUAAAGGAGCGCAAAUGUCUACCUGCAGCAGCUCAUCCCCUCCAUCUUUUCCAAAAGCGUUCGGCCUUGCCCAGCAUCAUGUGGCCCCUUUGGGCCCUCCGCCGUCCCCCAGUCCUCCCUCCACUGUCUCCAGCCGGCUCUCCAAUGGCAGCACGAGCGCUCCAAGCCCAACCAACUCCAGGGGGUCUUUCCAUGGCGUUUCCUUUCUUCUGCAGAUCGGACUAACCAGGGAGGCUGUUAACCUGGAUGCCAGUGAUGUUUCCCUUUCAGCGGUGAAAGAUCUUGUGUGUUCGAUAGUCGACCAAAAGUUUCCAGAAUGUGGAUUCUUUGGCAUGUACGACAAGAUCCUGCUCUUUCGCCACGACUUGAACUCAGACAACAUCCUGCAGCGGCUGACGUCAGCUGAAGACAUCCAUGAAGGAGAUCUAAUAGAGGUGGUACUCUCAGCUUUGGCCACCGUUGAGGACUUCCAGAUCCGUCCUCAUGCUCUGUAUGUUCACUCAUACAAAGCUCCGGCCUUCUGUGACGACUGUGGGGAGAUGCUGUGGGGGCUUGUACGGCAAGGCCUCAAGUGUGAAGGUUGUGGGCUUAAUUACCACAAACGCUGCGCAUUUAAAAUCCCCAACAACUGCAGUGGAGUGCGAAAGAGACGGCUGUCCAACGUGUCCCUCCCGGGCCCCUCACUGUCGGUCCCUCGGCCUCCGGCCCCUGAAAGCGUGGUGGUAUUCCCUGAGGAGCAGAGGCCAUUAUUGGAGGCUGGGAAGCGUAUUCCGUCAUGGAGCGGUCGGCCCAUCUGGAUGGAGAAGAUGGUCCUGGGGCGGGUCAAAGUGCCCCACACCUUCAAUGUGCACACAUACACACGCCCCACCAUCUGCCAGUACUGCAAACGCCUGCUCAAGGGCCUCUUCCGCCAGGGAAUGCAGUGCAAAGAUUGCAAAUUCAACUGCCAUAAGAGAUGUGCAUCCAAGGUACCAAGAGACUGCUUGGGUGAGGUUGUGUUCAACGGAGAGCCAGCAAGUCCAGGGCCUGACUCUGAGGUCACUAUGGAAGUGGACAGCAGUGACGCAAACAGUGAGGCCAGUCGUGUAAUGGACGAUGCUGAAGAGGUUUCCAAUCUGGAAGACAAAAACUUCUUCAUGGACGCUGCAUUCAUGGACGGGGAGAAAGAUGAGGAAACAGUGAAGGCCAUCAGUCCGUCCACCAGCACCAACAUCCCUCUGAUGCGUGUGGUUCAGUCCAUCAAACACACCAAGAGACGCAGCUCCACCUUGGUGAAGGAGGGCUGGAUGGUGCACUACACCAGCCGAGACAACCUGAGGAAAAGACAUUACUGGAGGCUAGACAGCAAGAGUCUCACCCUUUUCCAGAAUGAUUCUGGAGCCAAAUACUACAAGGAGAUCCCCCUGUCGGAGAUUCUUCAGGUGGAGUCUGCGCGGGACUUCACUAGCCUGGCUCAGGGAGGAAAUCCACACUGUUUUGAGAUCAUCACAGACAAUAUGGUGUAUUAUGUCGGGGAGAACACAGGCAGCCUGCAGCCGCACCCCAGCCUGGCGGCGAGCGGAGUGGGGAUGGAGGUGGCUCAGAGCUGGGAAAAGGCUAUCCGCCAGGCCUUAAUGCCCGUCACCCCACAGCCCAGCGUCUGCAGCGGCCCGGGACAGGGCAAGGACCACAAGGAGCUUUCCAUCAGCAUAUCAGUAUCCAACUCACAGAUUAAGGAGAAUGUGGAUAUCAGCUCAGUGUACCAGAUCUUUGCUGAUGAGGUGCUGGGAUCAGGACAGUUUGGGAUUGUGUAUGGAGGCAAGCACAGAAAAACAAAGAGGGAUGUUGCCAUUAAAGUUAUAGACAAGAUGAGAUUCCCCACCAAGCAGGAGAGCCAGCUGAGGAACGAAGUGGCCAUUUUACAGAAUCUGCACCACCCUGGCAUUGUAAACCUCGAGUGUAUGUUUGAGACUCCUGAGCGGGUGUUUGUUGUCAUGGAGAAGCUCCAUGGUGAUAUGCUGGAGAUGAUUCUGUCCAGCGAGAAGAGUCGACUUCCUGAGCGCCUCACCAAAUUCCUGGUGACCCAGAUUCUGGUGGCUCUUAGACACCUCCAUUUUAAGAACAUCGUCCAUUGUGAUUUGAAGCCGGAGAAUGUACUUCUGGCCUCAGCAGAGCCUUUUCCACAGGUGAAGCUGUGUGACUUUGGCUUUGCUCGUAUCAUUGGGGAAAAGUCAUUCAGGCGGUCAGUUGUGGGCACUCCGGCGUAUCUGGCCCCUGAGGUGCUGCGGAGUAAGGGCUAUAACCGCUCUCUGGACAUGUGGUCAGUGGGGGUCAUUGUCUACGUGAGCCUGAGCGGCACCUUCCCCUUUAACGAGGACGAGGACAUUAACGACCAGAUCCAGAACGCUGCCUUCAUGUACCCGCCCAACCCCUGGAAGGAAAUCUCUGGGGAAGCAAUCGACUUGAUCAACAAUCUACUUCAAGUAAAGAUGAGAAAGCGCUUCAGUGUAGAUAAAUCUCUCAGUCACCCCUGGCUUCAGGACUAUCAGACGUGGCUGGAUCUUCGAGAGUUUGAAACUCGGAGAGGAGAGCGCUACAUCACUCACGAAAGUGACGACGCACGCUGGGAGGAAUACGCCGACGAGAGGCGUCUGCCCUAUCCAAAGCACUUCAUUAUGGCGCCUAACCUGGAUGACAUGGAGGAGGACCCCUAGUGGAGGACCCCUAGUGGCCAGGAGGACUUACUACACCUGUUUCUGAAAGAGAUAGAAGGGCUAAUGCUGCUCUAAAGGUGCUCUGGCCCUUCACCCUAGCCACUGCAGAGACUGGGAGUAUGAAGUGGAAAAGUACCUGCCGUCAUGUUCUGAUGAAGGACGCUUAAAGUGAAUGUGAACAGGAAGUAAUUACCCACAUAGCAACUGUGAAGAGUAGCUCAGUACUGUGGGAAACCAGUGCAAGAGCACAAUGCUCGUCUUCAGGUUGUUUUCCUUUCAUUACAUUCCAGAGACAUGACGUGGCGUUCUCUCUCUCUCUCUCUCUUCACUUGCCGCCUUUUCAGCAAUCCAUAACUUACAAGUCUCUCGAGCCAGAGUGAGGAGUGUUUGGGAAUUCUCCUUUUAACAGUAAUAAACAUUUGCACUGCCACUCCACCCACACAAGGCACUAUGAGUUUGGACCAAACCCACACGAGGUGGACUAAAUGGGAGCUUUGUAGCCUGUAAAGCUAUAUUAUAUUUUUCUACUUUCAUUGUGAGUGUUACACAAUUUACAGAAAUUCGAUAUGUUACACAAUAUUGAUAUUUUAAUAAGUUCUUUUUUGUGUAGAGGAAGUAGUAUGCUGGGGUUGUAUGAGGAGUAUUGAAUCUAAACUGGAACACAGAGCAUGUGUAUGCAGUAGGGCUAAGGAGACUGAGGCUUUGGUGAAAUGAAGAGUAUCAGAACGAUAAACAUCUAGUCUCGUGUGGAAAACUCCACUGACACGGCCUAAAGAUAUGGCUUAAGAUAAAACACAUUACCAGUCUAAGUGACCAUAGUGACCAGUCAGAUGCAUCAAGGCAUCAGUUUUUUCUCAUUGAUGCAAACAUGCACAUUUAUGGGAGCCAAUUGGAAAAUAAAGUUACUAGAAAAUAUCUUAUAAUAAUGAGAUACUGUCUGAUACUGAUAUAUUAAAACUUAAUUAUGAGGUGUUGUGAGAUAAUUCUAAGAUACUAAGUCAUAAUUAUGAUACAGUACGUCAUAUUUAUGAGAAAAUCUCGUUAUGAGAGUAGGUAAAUUUUGAAAUAGUAUGUUAUUUUCUGAUAUAGUAUCUCAUUUCGUAACUACGAGGUAAAAUACAAAGUCAUCAAUUUUAUGAGUUGUAAGAAAGUAAGAAGGUAUCUUGUAAAUGUGAGAUAGUAUCUCGUAGUUGUGAGAAACUUUCUCGUUAGUAUGAGCUGCUAAAUGGCUUAAUGGUGCAAAUGGUCUUCCAUACAUUUCCCUAGUCCAUGACACGACGUUAAGAUAUGGCUUUAGAUGACCAUAGUGGCCAGUCAUAAGCAUCAAUGCAUUAGUUUUUCUCAUUCUUUCACACAUACAUUUUCUUUGAGAGCCCGUUUCUGCUGACUGGAGAAAUGAGAAAGUCAUAAUAACAAGAAAUAAUUAUGACUCAGUAGCUCAUAAUGAUAAUGAACAUACUGUCUAUGUCACAAUGAGAUACUAAGUCAUGAUUAUGAGACAGUAGAUUUUAAUUAUGAGAUAUCUCAUAAGUCAGAAUUGAGAUAAGAGUCAUAUUUAUGAGAAAAUCUCAUUAUGAGUUAAUAAGUCAAUUAUUCAACCAUGAGAUAGUAAGUUAUGUAAUGAAAUAAUAUAAGAUAUUAAGCCAUAAUUAUGAGGUAAGUCGUAAUUAUAAGGUAAUAUCUCAUAGUUAUAAGAUUUUUUAAAAAAGUUAAACAGUUUUCCACACAUUUCACAAGCUUAUGAAGUUACCUGAUGUCUCCUGGAAAAGGCUAUAAAUUGCUGGCAAAUUCUAAAAUAUUCUUCAUCCCCUGCAGCUGAAAUAUAAGGAAAACAAAUGGAGUUGAUUUGACUGAAACCUGAGAAUUCCCCAAUUUAAACACUAUAGAUUUGAAAUCUUAACAGCUGGUUUGGUUGGGUUAUUGAUCAUAAAUACUGAGAAUAUUUUGUUUGACCAAAAUUGUGUCUAAUUUUCCAUUGUUUAGUUUUGGUUUGUGUUGUUUUGAGGAUGUUCUUUUUUGAUGUUAUGAUAGCCCUGUAGAGCUACACUGUUACUGUGAUAGUUUGGGACUGGUUUCAUGAUUGGAGUGCAGCACUUCCACAGACAUGUGUGCUGUCCUUUUUUUUUCUUGAACUAACACUGUAUUCCUCCCUGUACAAAACUGCAAUAUAUUGAAAAUAUAUUCCAGUAUUUUCUAUUUACAGGAAUGCAUUGGCAGACUAUUGCAAUAUAUUCCGUUUUUUUCUUUGGGGAUCUCUUCACCAUCACUGUGCUAUGAACUAGCAGAAUGCAGAUUGAUGCUGUUGGGCCUGGUGUUGCAAUGUUUUUGAAAAUUGUUUGUUUUUUUUUUGUUUUUUUGAACGUAGGCUUGUUUCACUGGAUCACAGAAAUGUAUGAGAAUUACUCCAUGAAUUUCCAUUUUCCAGUUUCACAGUGGUGAUUUAUUAUGAGAUGAUGUGUCUCCUGCUGCUUUAGUGUCCCUAUUGUCAUGUAUUAGCUUACUGACAUAGACAUUACAAACCAACUGUAAACCAUAUUUGGGUUGUUUCAGCUUUCACGUCUGACUAGCAUUUUAAUUCACAUUCCAUUUACCCUCAGGACAUGUGGUCUCUAUACUGUAACCUUAAAAUCCCUUUAACGUUAUUCAUUAUAGUAUUAAUUUUUAUUAAGACGUUUCAUUGGAUCUUUUCUGAAAUUGAAGGAUGCAUUCUGAAGCCCUGACCCUGGUGAAUGCAGUGAAUAAUGAAGGAAGAGGACUGGGAGAAAAUCUGUACUGUUGUAUUUUCACUCAUAGUGUGCAGCAUGUGUCUUUUCCCUGUUGUUUCUGUCAUUUUUAAUGGGAUCCAUUGACUAAAGCCUAAUUUAGAAGGAGGUGUGUAAAAUAUGAUGCUAAUUUAACAUACUUGUUUAGACAGUAUUAGCUUAAUGCAAAUGUCACGGAUAAACGUCUGGAUAAUUCAGUGGGGGAGAAAUUGAGGACAGAGUUUUGGGAGCUAUGUCGUGCCUCCUGUGAGUUAAUUUCAUGCUUCAGGACAGUCUGAUAAGCUGGGUGGAGGUAAGACAUGCCAUGUUUUUGUAGCUUGUAAGGAUGAUGACGAUGUGAUCCUGAGAAUCAUUUAAGUCUGGGUUGCCAUGGGACUGGCAACAGUCACUGUUUUGUAUAUUUUAGUAUUUACAUAUCUAAUAAAACCUUCCUCUUUA